AGCAUCUGGGUCUCAGUCGUUCUAUAGUCAUGACAGAACGGACUGGCCAUAAUCCCGACCCAGCUGACCCGGAGGGACUCAGAUUAGCCGUAUCCCAGCAAGGCAUAUUGCUUGGUCGCCAGGCCGACGCCCUAUCCCAGAUGGCCGCGGCCCAACAGGACCUUUUUCAUCGCCUGGACGGUUUGACACAGACAUUGAACAAUUUAACCGGACAUUUUUCCCAUGUUCCAACAGAUACGGCUCAAGCUACGGCUAACUCGGCUACUUCCGUUUCCGGAUCACCCUCCGCUCAUGAAAACAUCCGGCUGCAACCGGAACCAUUUACUGGUGACGUCGAAGCCUGCGGAGGAUUCCUCCUCCAAUGCGAGCUGAUUUACCAACAAGCCCCCCGUCAUUAUCAGUCGGAUCACAGUAAAAUAUCACUGAUCGUCAACUCUCUACGCAAUAAAGCCCUCCAGUGGGCCCAGGCUUUCCUCUCCUCCAAUCCCAUAAGCCACCUCACUUAUGAACGUUUCCUCAGAGAGUUCCAGUUAAUUUUCGACCAACCACGUAAACAGGACGAAGCAACCCGUCGGUUACUCGCGCUCAGGCAGCGUAACCGCUCGCCCGGUCAUUUGAGGAACUGGUUUCUGCGGCACUCCGCUCUGAUGUUCGCCUGCGGGAGCGUCAAAGGGAACGAGGGCCCGUUUUCCAGCGUGCCGCAACCACUACAUCCUCCAACUUCUCACACGCUGUUCACGCCACCCCUCUCGACUCCUUCAGCCCCUCUAGACCUCCAGACGAGCCUAUGCAGGUUGGACACUCUCGACUGUCUGAAGAGGAACGCCGCAGACGGCGCAUGGAGGGGGCCUGUUUCUAUUGCGGAGCAAAGGGCCACAUUGUCAUCUCCUGCCCGCUUCGUUUAAACACCCGAACCCCUCGCUAGGAGACAGGCUGCGAGGGGUAACAA
Messenger RNA from Oryzias latipes (Japanese medaka), 949 nucleotides. The record is from RefSeq and is a predicted model, not a curated record. Lineage: Eukaryota; Metazoa; Chordata; Actinopteri; Beloniformes; Adrianichthyidae.